This is a messenger RNA of Chondrus crispus (carragheen), 654 nucleotides long. RefSeq lists its product as hypothetical. The transcript has a single exon. Lineage: Eukaryota; Rhodophyta; Florideophyceae; Gigartinales; Gigartinaceae. The record is from RefSeq and is a predicted model, not a curated record. The coding region runs from base 1 to 654 and encodes 217 amino acids.
AUGCUGUCUUGGCUUAUUGGCGCGGUGCUUAUCACAGGGUUUUCCUCGUCCACGCUGUCUUGGCUUAUUGGCGCGGUGCUUAUCACAGGGUUUUCCUCGUCCUGCCUCUCAUCCUCAGAAGGGCCCUCUGUCUCAUUGAUUGAUGUAAAACUGCUUUCGCCUUCCGUUGCCAUAGGCAAGUCAUCGAUUCCGACAGUCGAAAACGAAAUAGUGUUUGAAAGAGCUGGCGUCGCCGUUGCAGUCGCAACUGGUCCGGUAAAUGUCGGAUUAAACGGGGGAAUUGUGUUAGAGAUGUUGCCUUCGUCAUCCUCAGAUGCGGGGGUCUCAGGAACAAGAAUGCCUUCAACCGCAAUUGGAGAUGCACUAACUUCCAGCUCGGAUUCGCUAUCGGCCAAGUCCAUCCUUAGUGUUCGCAUUUCAAGGUUAUCUUCGAUUGCAGUGCUCGCAAUGCUCUUUGCAUCGGAAGAGCCCCCUGCAUGUGCCUUAUCAGCACUUACAUUUCCCCUAGAGAGCACCGAGCAGCACAACGUCGCUACAAGCAGCAAUCGUAGGAGCAAGUUGCUCCACGACAUAUCGAAAGACAGAGAUUUCCACGCGUCCGGAUUGAAAAUGCACAGCCCCGGGCGUCGUUCGGCCUGGGGCUGUCAGGAAUGA